CAUCAAACCUCCGCACCAAACUUCCGCAGAGGUGCCUCCGCUUCUUGUCACCUUAUCAACAACACAUCACCAGGCUCGGACUUCGGAAAUAGCAAAAGUAUUUCUCUCCCCGCGACUAUCAGUAACAUGGUUCCGUUCGUUCCGCCGAGUGAGCAAAAAGCCUGCUUUGGAUGUGCCACAGCAAAGAGGGCGUGCGACAAGCAGAAGCCGAGCUGCCAACGGUGUGAUGAAAGGGCCAUUCGUUGCCAGUAUCCAACCACUCGCAGAUAUCUCCGCUCUAAGUCAGCAACAAACGCCUCGAGCCAGCAUUCAAAUCGAGUAGGGCUACAGGGCUCGACAGGACAGACAGGGCAUCUCAGGACGCCAGCAAGUGACUGCGUCGCGGAUCUACCGACUCUAGGCUCUCCAAUAACCAGCUCUUUCACCUACAAGCCCUGGUUCGUUGGUCUGGAGACCUGGGCAAUUGAGAACAGGGGUGUCACCACAUGCCGCUUCAGUUCAGGACCUUCCUAUGGUUCGCCACAACUUGGCGAUUGGACAAAGAGUCUUUGGAAUUGGUUGCGGCAGUGGGUCGACGAGGGCAACAAUCCAUUCAUCCAUAAGCAGCUCUACCUUGACACUGGCUUACCUCCAUGUCUCGAAGACGCGUGGACAACCCUAACGGCGUACUUUUCAAAGACGGCCUUGAAUACACCUUUGGUAAUGCAGAUCAUCGAGCACCGUGUCGACGCUCUUCUGCAAUCCCAGCCCCAUGACGAUGCUUCAUUUAUGGCAGUGCCCAGCCUGCAGACUAUUCAACACUUGGCAAGGGUGCAGGCUCUCUUCAUCUACCAAUUCCUUCAGUUUUACGAUGGAUGCAUUCGCCAGAGGGCAAUGGCAGAUAGAUCCAUUCCAACCCUGCUGCAAUGGUGCGAGCACCUUUGGCAAUCGGUUAUGUUGGACGCAGUCCACAACGAGCAAUCUUUAACCACAAUGGACAUGAAUAGUUCCGACGCCAUGGCUGAAACUCCGACUUCCAAGCACUGGAAAGCCUGGAUUCUUAGUGAGAGUCUGCGGCGGACAUGGGUCGUCUGCACAAGUACGAUAGCGGCGUAUCUCAGAGAAAGAGAUGGCUGGAACGAAUGCGCGGGUGAGAUUCGAUAUACGGCUUGUCAGGGAUUAUGGGAUGCGUCUUCAUCGGCGAUGUGGCUGCAGUUGAGCAGUAGGCGAGAUCCUCUAUUUGUCAGAAGUCUCCACGUUGAUGAGCUUUUGUUGAGUGUAGCUCCUACUGAGGUGGACACAUUCUCAACUGCCCUCAUGCGCCUUCUGAUAGGGAGGGAUGAGAUGGAAAGCUGGGGUCGCAGGUGAGCCAUACAAUUAUAGCAUCUUGAGCCGGCGUAUGCCAUAGUUAAGGCGGAGGGCGCUUCUGGAAAAGAAUAAAAGACUUAUUUAAAAUCAGUCUAUAUAGCAUUACAACACAAAAUAGACUAAAGAGUUUCCUUAGCUAGAUAGAAGGAUUAUUAGAUACUAGAAGAGCUGGAAAGUUAGGCUAAAUAAUCUAAAUAUAUUACUAAUUUACUUA
Fusarium oxysporum Fo47 is the source of this 1561-nucleotide messenger RNA. RefSeq names its product Zn(II)2Cys6 transcription factor domain-containing protein. Bases 127 to 1347 code for a protein of 406 amino acids. NCBI's taxonomy places the organism in Eukaryota, Fungi, Ascomycota, Sordariomycetes, Hypocreales, Nectriaceae. Gene Ontology annotation, biological process: regulation of DNA-templated transcription. Gene Ontology annotation, molecular function: DNA-binding transcription factor activity, RNA polymerase II-specific; zinc ion binding. The record is from RefSeq and is a predicted model, not a curated record. The transcript has a single exon.